Paramecium primaurelia is the source of this 1821-nucleotide messenger RNA. The record is from the annotation of a GenBank genome assembly. NCBI's taxonomy places the organism in Eukaryota, Ciliophora, Oligohymenophorea, Peniculida, Parameciidae.
AUGAUUUUACAGUAAGAAUAAGAAGAAGAAAAGAAAAGAUAAGCAUAUGAAUAGUUAGGAGAUAAUCCUACUGAAGUUGAUAUAAAAUAUGUUAGCUAUUUAUUAAAAAUUCCAUUACUUACAAUACGAUAAUGGCUAGAUGAAAAAGCAGGACUUGAUGUUCAAAUAGAAAUUCAACCUGAAGAAGAGAAGGAUGUGUAAAUAAUUGGUUUUGCAAAAAAAAAAUUAAAAUUGUAAAGUCUUCAAAAUCUAUAAUUGAAGGAAGAGGAAAAUUCAUAAUAAUAAAUAUCUGAUUUGCAAAAAAAAAAAAAUAAAACUCCAGAAUCUAAAGAUAAACCAAAAUAAAAUAAAAAGAAAGAAUUUAAUAAGACAUCCCUUACAAACAAAAAGAUCUAAAAAUUAAAUUCUAAAAAUUAAAAUACUUAAUAUCCUCAAACAUAAAAUGACAUUAAUUUAAAUUAAUCUUAAAAUGAUGCACUCUAAAAUCAAAAUAAUAAGUAAGAUUAAUAAAUAGUAAAUUAAAAUGUUGAAACCUAAUAGUAAAAUAAAUAAAUUGAGUAAGUAUCAAAACCACUAAGAAUAUGCAUUUAUAAUUAAGAUCAACUUAAAAAAUAAUCUUAAUAAAAAAAUAAUGAAAAACUUUAAGCAUUAUCAUAAUCAAAUUAAGCUUAAUUAAAUUCAUCCACAUAAUCUGAUAUGAACUCAAAUGUGCAAUAGUAAUAAUAACUUUAAAAAUAAUUUUUGUAGUCAAAUUCUUAAAAAACAAAUACAAUGUAAUAACUAAAUAAUUAAUAAAAAUAACCCAUAAAUCAAUAAACUAAUUUUCAAAAUAGUGAUAAAAUAAAGCAAAUUAUAGUAUUAGAUGAUGAUAAUACUAUGAGCUAAAGCAGUAAUAGUAAAAACAAAUAGGUAUAAUAAUUUAAGUAAUAAUAAUAACAAAAAGAUUAAAAUUAAUAAAAGUUGACUUUAAACAAUAAUCCCAUUUAAAAAUUAUCAAAAAAUGAUUCUAAUAAUCUAAAUUAAAAAAAUCAACUUUCUACUAUAAGUUAAUAAAAUAUAACUCAAAAAUCAAAUGAAAUACACUUUAGCGAUAAUUCUGGAUAAAAUAAGAUUUAAUAAUAAAAUAAUUCAUUAGAUGUUCAAGUGCCUGUUCAUGAGUAAUAGUAAAAUUAUAAAAAUCAGAUUUAAAAAGAAAUAGCUAAUAAUUCUAAUAAUUCCUAAUAAUAAUAAGAAUUAUUAAAAUAAACUCCUGUAUUUGAUUCUAAUAAUUAUUCUAAUGCAUAAUAGGUAUAAUAAAUAUCAUAAAUAACUUCUAAUUAUUAAGAUUAAUAAUAAAAUCUUAGUGAUAUUUAAUAAAAUUAAAAUAUUUAAUAAAUUAUAGAAUAAAAAUAAACAAUUAAUUGGUAAUAAUAAAACUUAAAUUAGAAUUAAAAUGAUUAUCCUGAAAAUCAAUAAAAAAUUUAAACAUAAAGAUUUGCAGGUUUAACUUCACCUCAAUCAAAUUAUUUAAAUCCAAAUAAUCAAAACUUACUUAUUCCUUAGAAAAAUUAAAAUAUAGAAUAUUUGAUAACUAAACAAGCUUCAGUUACUUCUGAACUUAAUUUAAUUCAAUAAUAAUUAAAUUAAGCUUUACAUCAACCAAAUUAAUAAAAUUACGAAGUUAAAUAAAAAUAUUAUGGUUCUUAUGAUAUUAUUUCAAUAUUAAAUUAGCAUUCUUAAACUUUAACAUAAGUAGUUUCAAUGUUAUCAACAAUUGGAAAUUUUUAGUUUUCUUUGAUGGAAAGAUUAAAUCUGGUUUAUAAUUCAGUCAGCAAAAGUUGA